GUCCUCCCUUUUUUCUAGCCUUCAUGAAACCUUGCUCCACUCUGCCGGUCUGCUUUUCUCUCGUCUCUCACUUUAUCAUCUCUUUAUAAUAUCUUUAUUGAGCUGCUUUUCCUUCGUGUGAUCGUCUCAUCUCCCCCCUGCUGUUCUCCGACCAGCUGUACCGGACCGAGCUCUCCAGCUGUGUGUGGCUCUCCAGUCCCGCAGGCAGGGUCGGCCAUGUUGUUGUGUGGGGGUUGAUGCAAGUUUAGUAGUAGGAAGUAGAGGCUACAAAGAGCUGGGACACUUCAGGAUCUCACUUUCUUUUUUUUUUAUUCUGCAGCUGGAUUAAUGCUCUCUGGUGACAAUGAGUGUCGCCUCCAUCCUCACAGACUGUAACGCUGCUUUCAUUUAACUUCAGCAUUAAAUCUGGCCACAGUCUCGGCUGCAGGGAUGAAGUGAGGAUGAAAGCGGUUCGGUCCCGGUUGGAAUAACUCGGAUUUUUUUUGUGUGUGUCCCGGAUCUGAUUCGGGAGGGGAAGGGGAAGAAAGGAGAAAAGACAAGAAGAAGAAGAAGAAGAACGCAUAUUUGUGAAGGCAGGGCGAGACGAUGGGCUGCAUUAAGAGCAAAGAGGACAAAGGCCCUACGAUGAAGUAUCGGCCGGAGAAUUCCGCCGUGUCAGACCCCAACUCCACCAUCACCACACCUCACAUAGGUCACUACGGACCGGAUCCCACCCAGCUGCAGCAGAACCAAGCUCCCUCCUCCUCCUCAGGCUCUGGGACUGUGAACUUCAACCACACCCUCAUGCCGUUUGGCGGCUCGUCGGCCAUGACUCCCUUUGGAGGAGCGUCGUCCUCCUUCUCCGGUCCUGUUUCCAACUCGUUCUCUGGCGCUGUCUCAAGUGGUGUUACCUUCUUUGUGGCCUUGUAUGACUAUGAAGCUAGAACAACUGAUGAUCUUUCAUUUAAAAAAGGAGACCGCUUCCAGAUCAUCAACAAUACAGAGGGCGACUGGUGGGAGGCUCGCUCCAUCAACACGGGGAGAAACGGCUACAUCCCGAGCAAUUAUGUGGCCCCCGCUGACUCCAUCCAGGCUGAAGAGUGGUACUUUGGUAAAAUGGGACGCAAAGACGCUGAGAGGUUGUUGCUAAAUCCAGGAAACCAUCAAGGGACUUUCCUAGUGCGAGAAAGUGAAACUACUAAAGGUGCGUAUUCUCUCUCCAUACGAGACUGGGAUGAAGCCAAAGGGGACAAUGUGAAGCACUACAAGAUCCGCAAGCUUGACAGCGGGGGAUACUACAUCACUACCCGAGCACAGUUUGACACGUUACAGAAGCUUGUCAAACACUACACAGAGCACGCCGACGGGCUUUGCCACAGGCUGACCACAGUUUGUCCCACAGUCAAGCCUCAGACCCAGGGGCUUGCUAAAGAUGCGUGGGAGAUCCCCCGGGAGUCCUUGCGACUGGAGCUCAAACUGGGCCAGGGCUGCUUCGGAGAGGUCUGGAUGGGCACGUGGAAUGGUACCACUAAGGUGGCCAUAAAGACGCUGAAGCCGGGCACCAUGUCGCCUGAGGCCUUCCUCCAAGAGGCUCAGAUCAUGAAGAAGCUCAGGCACGACAAACUGGUGCCUCUUUAUGCUGUGGUGUCUGAGGAACCCAUUUACAUCGUCACAGAGUACAUGGCCAAAGGAAGCUUUCUCGACUUCCUUAAAGAGGGUGACGGCAAAUUCCUGAAGCUCCCUUUGUUGGUAGACAUGGCUGCACAGAUCGCUGACGGCAUGGCUUUCAUCGAGAGGAUGAACUACAUCCACAGGGAUCUGCGCGCCGCCAACAUCCUCGUGGCCGACAACCUGGUGUGCAAGAUCGCCGACUUUGGUCUGGCCAGGUUAAUAGAGGACAAUGAGUACACAGCGAGGCAAGGAGCCAAAUUCCCAAUUAAAUGGACGGCCCCAGAGGCUGCUCUGUACGGCCGCUUCACCAUCAAAUCAGACGUCUGGUCCUUUGGGAUCUUACUCACUGAGCUUGUCACUAAAGGCAGAGUGCCCUACCCAGGCAUGGUGAACCGUGAGGUACUGGAGCAGGUGGAGCGCGGCUACCGCAUGCCCUGCCCCCAGGGGUGCCCCGAGUCCCUGCACGAGAUGAUGAAGCUCUGCUGGAAGAAGGACCCAGACGAGAGGCCCACUUUCGAGUACCUGCAGUCCUUCCUGGAGGACUAUUUCACCGCCACAGAGCCACAGUACCAACCUGGAGAGAACCUAUAGCCUGCCUUGACUCUGUUGCCUACCCCUACGCCUGAAGCACACUUGCUUGAAGACAUGAGCUCUUGAUUAUUGGACUCUAUAAAAAGUCGACUGGAAACCGGUCUAACCAGUCGCAUUAACCACUACUUGCUCUACAAGUUCUUCAUUUUGUUUAUUUUACGCUUUCAGCAACCGCAACCGUUUCAUUUUUUUGUUUUCCAUUCAUGGUACUAGGCAAGUCUUAACUGUCUGUUUGUGGAUUUUAUCACCAUGUACAAUAAUGACUGUGAUAGAAAGACUUUACUUCAAUUCAGUUAUGUUUUAAAGACACUACAUGUUGAAUUAUUUCUCAUGAACACAGUAUAUUGCUGUAAAAAAUAAAUAAGCUGUGAUAAUACCUCGCAAUAGAAACACAUAUUUCUGAGAAUGGCAGUCCAACUGUUGGGCUUUUACGUGGUUUAAUGUGGAGCUCUCGCACUCCACUCGCCUCCAAAUUGUAUUAUUUUGUGAUAAAUUGGUAAAUUAUGCAUCAAAACAAUUAAUUAUUAACAGAGAUAAUAUAUUAAACUAAUAGGGAGAAGCUCUCAGGGGACUGAUGGUCAUUACCACAGUCCAUUUGACAGUAAUUAAAUCCCACACAGCUUAACUUUAGUCACAUUUCCCCAGCUACAGUGCAAUUUUUGAUUUGUUACAAAUGGGUGACUCAAGUGAGACUGUGACAUCGUCUUUUAUGCCAUUUUGUUUAUUUCUUUUAUCAUAUUUUCGUCUAUGUUUCUUUGUUAUCGCAAGACUUUAUCACACUUGAUUCACAUCACAUGGACAUGGCUUUAUAGCUUCAUUUGAAGACUUUCCCGACGGUCCAUUAUCGUGCAGAAAUCUCUGCUUUCUAUAACAAUGUCAUAAUUCUUUCUGUCCGUCACCGCUCGGGUUGUAUAAUCUCACUGCAAUCACUACAGAGACAGGCUUACAUAAAAGCAGUGUGUAUAAUGUGUCAAUGAGUUAAACAGUGAUGUAACUCGUGGACUUGCGUCCUCUUGCCCAACCGGAAUGACUCUUCACGGAUACAUUUUACCGGUUAUAAAGCUCCUUCUAAAAGUGGAAAUCAUGAACAAAGCCACCAAAUAACUUGGAGGAGAAAAAAAACAUUUGUUAUCUUCUACAUUGUGGCUGACUGGAGCACUUGGGACUCGUUCGUGUUCAUGUGUCUAACUAAGGUGGCUCUGCAGAAACUAUUUGAAUAGCAAUUAUGUUUUUUUACAGUCAUUUUAUCUUUGCAUUUUGUUUCUGUAUGGACUCAUUGGGGCAGUAUUAUGGUGGGAAUAACACUAAUUGAUGAUUUAGCUUGAAGAGAAGGGCUUUGUAUAUUAUAAAAUCCUCAUUUUAUAAGAUUAAUAAAAUGGGACAAGAUUGCAAAUUAUAUUUGGGAGUGAGGUAGUGGGUGGAUACUCAUGUGAGGAUUUUGUAUAAUAAAGACGUGA
Molecule: messenger RNA, 3698 nt
Organism: Cottoperca gobio
Lineage: Eukaryota; Metazoa; Chordata; Actinopteri; Perciformes; Bovichtidae
Product: tyrosine-protein kinase yes-like
Exons: 12
Coding region: 586-2241 (551 amino acids)
Biological process (GO): protein phosphorylation
Molecular function (GO): protein binding; ATP binding; protein tyrosine kinase activity
Source: RefSeq, a predicted model, not a curated record